Molecule: messenger RNA, 1038 nt
Organism: Aureobasidium vineae
Lineage: Eukaryota; Fungi; Ascomycota; Dothideomycetes; Dothideales; Saccotheciaceae
Source: the annotation of a GenBank genome assembly
AUGGAUGCACGCGUGGAUUCAAGGGCCGCCUCGGUAGAGGACAAUGACAAUGCCGACAUCAACGCUCCGCUCAAGGCCGCCCCGAAGCUAGUUGCCCCCGAGCCUGAACACUGCCCCGGCCCCGAGUCGCAGAGUGCUGGUAAAGGCGAUGCCUGUGCUGGCUGUCCGAAUCAGCAGAUUUGCGCCACCGCUCCCAAAGGUCCCGAUCCCGACAUUCCUCUCAUUACCGCCCGUCUCGCCUCGGUGAAGCACAAGAUUCUCGUUCUCAGCGGCAAGGGUGGUGUCGGCAAAUCCACCUUCACUACCAUGCUAGCUCACGCCUUCGCCGCCAACCCCGAUGCCCAGGUUGGAAUCAUGGACACCGACAUCUGCGGUCCCAGCAUCCCAAAAAUGAUGGGCGUAGAACAAGAGACUAUCCACGUGAGCAACGCUGGAUGGAGCCCUGUCUGGGUCACUGAAAACCUUGGUGUCAUGAGCGUACAGUUCAUGCUGCCCAAUCGCGACGACGCUGUCAUCUGGCGCGGCCCCAAGAAGAACGGCCUUAUCAAACAAUUCCUCAAGGAUGUAGAAUGGGGCGAGCUGGACUAUCUGGUUGUCGACACUCCUCCCGGUACCAGCGACGAACAUCUCAGUGUCAACAGUUUCCUCAAGGAAUCUGGAGUUGACGGUGCCGUUGUUGUCACCACUCCACAGGAAGUCAGUCUGCUCGAUGUACGCAAGGAGAUCGAUUUCUGUCGCAAGGCUGGAAUUAAGGUGCUUGGUAUCGUCGAGAACAUGUCAGGCUUCGUCUGCCCCAAAUGCACCCACGAGAGUCAGAUUUUCAAGGCGACCACUGGCGGUGCUAGACGUUUGGCCCAGGACAUGUCUAUACCUUUCCUCGGUGCAGUCCCUCUGGAUCCUCGCAUUGGCAUGGCUUGCGAUUUUGGCGAGAGCUUCUUCGACAAUUUCCCCGACAGUCCGGCAUGCAAUGCUCUACGUCACGUCGUCCGCAGAGUCGGCGAAGAGAUGGGCGUUGACACUUCUUACCACGAGGAUUGA